UUUUGCAGCUACAAAUUCAGACAAUCCAUUAUGACUGUCUCGUCUCUUGAUUCAAAGUGCAACUCUUACAUCUCCAGCAAUGCCCUCAAGAAACCCAAACUCAGAAAAGAUAAUUGAUUUUGUCGUAAACCAAGGUAAUGGAAUAAAGGGUCUAGUUGAUGCUGGCAUCGAAAGCGUUCCUGAGCUAUAUAUCCUACCUAUUGAAGACAGAUUCGACGCUAGCAGAGUAGUUCCUGAAGAGCCCAUUCCAGUUAUCGAUGUUUCCAAUUGGGAUGACUCGAAGGUUAUAGAAUCAAUCUGUCAAGCAGCGAGCAAGUGGGGUUUCUUUCAGAUAAUUAACCAUGGAAUACCCUUGGAAGUUCUCAACUCUGUAAAGGAAGCGGCUCAUAGGUUCUUUGGGUUACCAAACGAAGAGAGAAAGAAGUAUUGGACAGGGAAUUCGCCUAGUGAUACAGUGGCUCUGAAAACAAGCUUUGUUCCUCAGGCAGAGGCCGUUCUUGAAUGGAAAGAUUAUCUCAGCUUUCGUUAUGUUCCAGGGGAUCAGGAAUCAUCUGCCUUGUGGCCUCCUGUAUGCAAGUAUCAAGUGGUGGAAUAUAUGAAGAGGGCAGAACCGGUCAUCAGGAAGCUGCUGGAUGUCCUAUUGAAGGGACUCAAGGUGAAAGAGAUUGACAAAGCUAGAGAAUACACCUCAAUGGCUUCACCAAUAGUCAACCUUAAUUACUAUCCACGUUGCCCAAAACCCGACCUCACAGCAGGAGUACUCCCUCACUCUGAUAUAUCGACAAUUACCGUUCUCCUCCAAGAUGAUAAUGGUGGCCUUUACGUACGAGCAAGCGAUGAUGAUAGCUGGAUUCAUGUUCCACCAAUUGAUGGGGCACUUGUAAUCAACAUUGGAGACAUUCUUCAGAUAAUGAGCAAUGACAGAUACAAAAGCAUUGAACAUCGUGUGGUUGCCAAUGGAAGGAAGGACAGAGUUUCAGUGCCCAUUUUUGUGAAUCCAGGACCUGAUGCUGUUUUUGGUCCUCUGCCAGAAGUGCUAGAAAGCGGAGAGCAACCAUUAUACAAGGAAGUUAUCUUCUCUGAUUACUUCAAAUACUUUUUCAGCAAGAAGCAUGACGGAAAGAAAACGAUGGAUUUUGCCAAGAUAUGAUAAUCCUUCUCUGUUGCAUUACUCUUUCCUGUGGUUCCUUUUAUAAUAUAUAUAUAUAUAUAUAUAUAUAUAUGAGAUUAUAAAGAUUUAAAUCUGAUCACUGAAGCUAAAAAUCUAAUAAUACCAACAAACCAUGUGACUGUUGGCUUUCCUGUGCUUCCUUUUCCGACAUAAAAAUGAUUAAGAAAAUAA
Messenger RNA from Durio zibethinus, 1342 nucleotides. RefSeq names its product feruloyl CoA ortho-hydroxylase F6H1-3-like. NCBI's taxonomy places the organism in Eukaryota, Viridiplantae, Streptophyta, Magnoliopsida, Malvales, Malvaceae. The record is from RefSeq and is a predicted model, not a curated record.